Closterium sp. NIES-67 is the source of this 300-nucleotide messenger RNA. The record is from the annotation of a GenBank genome assembly. Lineage: Eukaryota; Viridiplantae; Streptophyta; Zygnematophyceae; Desmidiales; Closteriaceae.
UUUCCUUUGAGCUUGAGGCAGCGGCUGGACAUUCUCAUUGGUGCUGCACGUGGCUUGGAGUACCUCCACAGCUUUGGCAUUGUGCAUCGCGACAUUAAACCCGCCAAUGUCCUCAUUACUGCCGACUUGCAUGCCAAAAUUGCAGAUUUUGGGCUUGCAAGGGCUGAAGAGGGAAGCACCGUGGGCUGCACUCGAGUAAUGGGAACACCAGGAUAUGUGGAUCCGAUCUAUUCCAAGACUUCAUUAGCAACCACGGAGACGGAUGUCUACUGGUGAGCUAUUUUCUCUAGUAUUAUCUAA